UUUUAGUUAAAACAAAAAAGCAAAAUUUUUUUAAGGAAAAAAUGUUCAAUAAAAUAUUCAAUUCCUCCUCCUCUUCCCUUCCAUUAUCAACAACAAAAUCAACAUCAAAAACAACCUCCUCCUCAUUAAAAUCAUCAAAAUUUUCUUCAUCAUUAAAAAGACAUUAUUCAUUUAGUUCAAAAUUACGUUCCCUAAUUUUACCUUUAAUUGUUUUACUUGCUUGCAUUUUAUUUUCUGCUAGUGAAACAGUUGCAAAUGAUGAUACUCCACAAAUUAUAGGAAAUGCCCAAUUCUUUAGACGAAAUGCAAAAUGGUCAAAUCUUCCUUCUGGUGGAGGUUCUCUAGUUAGUGGAAGAGGAAACUUUCGUCCAGGAUUUCAUUCUUCAUUGGAUACUCAAGAAAUAUUGAGCGCUGAACCUCUUUUCUUAUUAAAGAGGUCGUAUCAAUUGCCUGAAAGAAAAACUCCAUUUGCUAUGUUUGAUCGUCCUUAUUUUACUGAUUUUGCAAGAAGGCGAUAA
Meloidogyne enterolobii is the source of this 518-nucleotide messenger RNA. NCBI's taxonomy places the organism in Eukaryota, Metazoa, Nematoda, Chromadorea, Rhabditida, Meloidogynidae. The record is from the annotation of a GenBank genome assembly.